GGCCCCUUUGUUCCUUCAUUCUGGAGGGUGGCCCAUAGGGCCCAGGAGGGUAUAAAGGGCCAGGUGGAGGGCGCCCAGGUACAACAAGACUCCCCAGUGCCAGGACUGGACCACAAGACUCUCCAGGCCAGGUAAGACAGUGCCCCCUGCCAUGGAUGGACCAACGAGAUCGGGUGGGACCCAUCUCUGAGAGUCAGAUGGCCUGUUCUCUUCUCUCCAGGAGGCCUUCACUCGCCAGCCAGAAGCCAUGCUGCUAUGGCUGAUCCUCACCCUUCUGUGGAGCCCCACCUGCUGGGCAGGGCAGAUGUACGGGCCCGGAGGAGGAUGGCAUUUCAGUACCUUUAAAGACUAUGAAAAUGAAAUCACUGGGAUUUGAGUGUUUGUAGGUGCUAUCGGCAUAUUUAAGAGUAUCCAGGUGAGGUUUGGAUCCUGGAGUGAAAAAUAUGGAGUCUCAGGUGCGAAGCCCCAGGAAUGCCUCCUGCUGCCAGGUUAACACAUUAUAGAAAUCUACGGCUCCUACAAGCUUUUCCUCCAGCACCUGGUCAUAUACACCGACUUUGAGUGCUGGAGAGGAAGCACUUCCACACUUGGAGAGGAAGGUGGCAGGACCUUUUUUGACUCCCCAGGUAACAGUAAGGAGGUGCUCACUGGAAUCUUUGAGCAUUACAGGCUCCUGGGCAUUUCCAGUAUCGGCUUUGAGUGGGAUUAUCCUCUAGUAACCUUGAACUCUGUUCCACCAGAUAGCACCACAACCUAAAAGAAAUGAGUGCUCCUGGGUCUCCAGGGC
This is a messenger RNA of Aethalodelphis obliquidens (Pacific white-sided dolphin), 787 nucleotides long. RefSeq names its product zymogen granule protein 16B (gene ZG16B). NCBI's taxonomy places the organism in Eukaryota, Metazoa, Chordata, Mammalia, Artiodactyla, Delphinidae. The record is from RefSeq and is a predicted model, not a curated record.